AUGUCUCCGAUACCCCAUCUCCCAUCUGACGAGGAAAUAACCGCAGCAGUAAAAAAACAUCAAGAGGAGCAGAGCAGGUUACCAAACAUCAAUGAGCGUCCUCUGACCCGCCGUCUACCGUUAAUACAGGAUGGACGGCCAGCUGCGUGGCUCAAGUACGGGUGUCAAAUAUCAGACCUCGCGGCAGAGGCGGAUACGCAAGAGUUUAUCUACGACAGUAUAGCUCAGCAGCCUUAUCUCCGUGAUCGAAUUCGUGUACCGGAAGUAUACCUGUUUAUUGAUGGGAGGGAUCUAGAAGUUCCUGAAUUUCUUGGAGUUAUCGUGAUAGAGUACAUCUCUGGACUAACAAUCACGGAAGCACUGAAAGGCAAUGCGGAUGAGGAAAAGAAGAUUCGUGUUUGGGACAGGGCGGUCAAGGCUCUUGACGCGUUGACUGAGAUUCGACCAGAGCCAGAUCAGAGACCAGGUUUUGUCGGUGGCCGCAGGAUCGAACAUCCAUUGUUUAGCAGAUUCCGGGAAUACGAAACCGGGCGGGCACCGGAAGCCUUUGAAUCUGUAGAGGAAAUCCAGACCUAUAUCAACAAGGAAGUCAACUCGCUAAAUGGGCCAGAUACACCUAACCUCCAAGAAAAGGAUCUCAUAUUAUGUCACUGCUAUCCCUUCCCCUCAAACUUCAUAAUUCCAUCGAACGAUGAUACUAGCCCAGUUUGUGUAAUAGAUUUCGAGCAUUGCAUGUGGCUUCCGGUCAGUUUCAUGGGAUGGGCAUUUAUAAUGGAAAAUGGGCUCAAAUUUAUCAACUACAUAGAGCAAAAUCUGGAAGUCCUGAAAACGCCUCAAUAUAAAGGUAAUAUCAAGACUCUUGAUUUUUUCUGGGAGAUGAGAGCACCGAAGAGAAGAUUUUUUCCGCGAAAGAGAAAAUUGUCGAGUUUGUCGUCUGAAACGGCACGGGAUAGCGAGGACAAAGAUAAUGCGAGGGGGAAAUUCAACAACUGA
Molecule: messenger RNA, 993 nt
Organism: Glarea lozoyensis ATCC 20868
Lineage: Eukaryota; Fungi; Ascomycota; Leotiomycetes; Helotiales; Helotiaceae
Product: Protein kinase-like (PK-like)
Exons: 2
Coding region: 1-993 (330 amino acids)
Source: RefSeq, a predicted model, not a curated record